AUGUUUAACCCAGCUCCUACAUAUAAAAAUGAAAAAGGUACUGAAGACAAGCUGAAGAAGAAGAAACAAAGAGAAAAAAAACAACUCUAAAGAAGAGCUUAAUUGGCUGAGUAUAUUUCUAGUGAUGAUGAUGCCCCCUAAAAUAAGCAACCAAUCCUUGAUCAAGAUGACUACGGUGCAUUAGGAGAUUUGGACUAAGACAUUUUGGGUUAUUUCUAAAUGAAAAGUCAAAAAAUACUUAAUAUGACACAAAAAAUACCUGAUUAAAUUUUUGAUGUAGGAUCUUUGCAUUUAGGAUGUGUCUCAUCCAUAGGUCCCAAUGGAGUUUAUUUGAUUAUCAAUUUUACAAGAAACAAAAAAGGAUUUGUUGAUUAACAUAAUCUCAGAGAUAGAAAGGGUGUGAAUGGAGGAGAUUACAAGGUUGGAGAAUAUGUUAUCACUAAAGUUAUAGAAGAGCAAAAGAACAAUAAGGUCUAAUUAAGUAUGCAUCCAAAUGUCAUCAAUGAUCAAUUAAGUGUAAAUUAACUAGUAGUUGGAAUGCAAAUACCAGGAAUAGCUUAGAGUUGGAAUGAGUUUGGAACCACUAUCAAUUUUGGAUCUCAAUAAUUCAGUGGGUUUAUCAAUGAACAAAAACUCAAGUGUGGAAGAGUUUAUCUUUUCAACAUUAAAGAAAUCAAUUUGAAAGAGAAAAUAGCCAUAUGUGACUUUGAAUAAAGAGAUGUUUAAUUACAAAAUAAGAAGCAGAUCUCUAAACACUUGCUUACUCCUGGCAAUCUAUGGAAAUGCAAUAAUGCUAAAUCAAUUACAGGUGGACAAAUAGUUAAGUUGAAUAAAUUUGGAGUGUUGGGAUAUGUCUUCUAAGAUUAUUAAAUUGAAUAAGAGAAAAACUUUUUAUGUAGAAUAAUUGGAUUUGAUGAACCUUCAAGAUAAAUCUAUGUCUCUAGUAAAUAAGAGCAUGUUGAUAAUACUACUUUUAUUCCUCCUUAUGAAGUUGGAUAACAAUAUCAAGGAGUUGUAAUUAACCAAUCGCUAUACUCUGGGGCUUAUCUUGUUAAUGCCAUCUUGAAUGACGAUCAAGUAUAAACUAAAAAAAGUAAGAAAGCUUAAAAAGCUCAAUAACCUAAUUUGGGACCAAUUUGUAUGUUAAAUAAAACUUAGAUUCCAGCUGAUUAGGAAAUUAUUGAUCACAUUUAAAGAGUUUGCAUAAUUAAAGAAGUAAAUUAUUUUGAUCAUGUUGGCUUUGUGUCUUUUGAAGUUAAUUCACAACCUAAAUUAAGUGAUUUGAGUGUUGGAGCUAUUGUCAAAGGUGUAGUUAAAUAAGUGUUACUUAAAGAGGAUUCAUACAGUGUGUUAUUGAAAAUAAAUGACAAUUUUAAUGCAAUAUUGCCAUCAAUUCAGAUGUCUGAUUAUCCUUUGACCAACCCACCUAAAUUCAGAGUAGGUAGUAAAUUAAGAGUCAGAAUUCUAUAAAUUGAUGAAUAGCAUAACAAUAUCAUAGUAACAAUGAAACCUACUCUCUUGACUGAUAUCAAAGUCUUUAAGAGUUUAGAUGAUAUAAAUGCAGGUGAUACAUUAUAUGGUUAUACAAUAAAGAAAUUAGAGAAUGGAAUACUUGUUAAGUUCUUUUAAAAUAUUGUAGGAUUUCUUUCUAAUUUGAGUCUUGAUGGAUAAAACCCUGAUGAUAUCAAAGAUGGUCAAAUAAUUAAAGUAUAUGUUAAGUACAUAAAUUAAAGUGAAAAUAAAUUGUUACUUUCUUUAAAAAAAAUAGAUCCAAAAUAAAAAUAAGUUACUGAAGGAUAAACAUCUAAUGUUCCAUUGACAAAGCAAGUUAAAAUUAAAUUAAAUUUGGGAGAAAAAGUAUAAUGUGUUGUAAGUGCAAUAAAGAAUAAUGUUGUUUAUGUGAAUCUCAAGGAUGGGAAGUUUGGUAGAAUUCAUAAGGCCUUCUUUGAGUGUUAUAGGAAUGAGGAUAGAUUAUUUAAAUUGCAAAGUGAAUUUGAAAAUCUGAAUGUGGGUUCUUAAUUAACUGCUUAAAUCAUUGGAGAAAAUAAGGAAGAUAAUAAACAAAUAUUCGACUUGACUUGUUUAUCAGAUCAUAUUCAACUAGAGAAAGAUGUUUAGAAGGAUAGCAAUAAAAUUGUUUACGGCAUCAUCAAACAUAUCAAGAGUGACUCAAAAUCUCCUUUGGUAGUCUAGAUCUAUUACAAUUACAAUGUUUUCAUUGAUGGAUGGGAUAUCAAUGUUGAACAACCUGAUAUUUUGAAUAAUUUAGAAUCUUCAAUCUAGUAAGGAUCUCCAGUUAAAGUAAAAUUAUAUGAAUUUGAUAAAUAAUUGAAAGGUAUUAUAAUAACUGAGGAUGAUCAAUCAUAGUAAUAACAAUAGAAUCUAAAUGAUAUCUUAUACACAAAAUAAAUCUUUAGAAUUUUGAGCCAUCAUGAUUCAUAUAUAAGAGUUCAAUUGAAAAACAGAUAGUUUGCAUCUAUAGAUAUAACAGAAUUAUAAGAAUUAUGGGAAUUGAAUUUGUUUGAAUAGUUUCCAGUCGGAAAAUGGGGAUUGUGCAGAAUAAUCGCAAAAGAUAAGGUGUAUUGGGCUAGUGCCAGGGAAACAUUCCUUAAUGAUAAGUUAUGGAAUAAAUGUCUCCAUCCAGUUAAAAGUAAUACAAUUUCCUAUUAAAAAAUGAUACUUUCACUAAAAUAUGAUGUUAGAACAUAAUUAUACAAAAAGACACCUUUAGCUGUAGGUUAAGUUGCUAUAGGAUAUGUUACAGGAAGUACAUAUAGUGGCACUUUUGUUAAGUUAAAUUAUGAAACCACUUGUCUAAUACGAGGAUUCAAAACUGACAUUAAGUAUAGACCAAUAGUGUUAAUGAUUACUCAAUUAAACAAGUUAUAAGGAACUGUAGAUUUAAAUUUGCUUAAAUAUAAAUUAGAUGAUAAAUAAAUAAGAAUUGGAGAUGUAGUCUAAGGUUUAAUAGUGAAUAUUAGAAAUGAGAAGGCAGCUGUGAAGAUCUUGGGUACUCUCCAAUAAGGAGAAUUGGAUAAGAAAGAUGCUGAGGGAUUGGAAGGUGAAGAUGGUUGGUGGGCAAAUAAAUUAUUUAAGAUCGGAUAGUAAAUAUAAUGUUUGGUGAUUGGAUAAAGACAGAACAAAAAUAAUUAGACAGUUCUUAGAUUAAGCAAUAUUUAAGAAUUGAUUAAUACUGAGGGAAAAAGAUAAAUUGAUUUAGGGGAUAUUCAAACCGAUGUUAUUGAUUUGCAUAAUAGUUUUGAAGAAAUGGUCAAAUAACAUCAAAUUAAAAAUAAUGUGAUAGUAGAAUAACAGAAUUAAAAUAAAGACAUAGAAGAGGAGAUCGGAUAGGAAGUAAAUGAAGGAGAAGCUAAUGAAGAAGAAGAUUAAGAGGAUGCAGAGGAGGAAGAGGAUCAUAAGGACCAAGAGAUAGAAGAAGAAAAUGAUUAAGAAGAAAUUAGAGAGGAAGUUCAGAAUUUAGAAUCAAGAGCUGAAUAUGAGAAGAAAAUAUUAACAAAUCCUAAUUCAGCUGUGAUUUGGAUUGAAUUCGUGGCUUAUGCUGCUGAAAAUGAGGGCAUUGAGAGUGCUAGAAAUGUUAUUGAAAGAGCAUUGAGAGUUAUUAACUUUAGCAAUGAGUUGGAGAGAUUGAAUUUAUGGACAGCUUAUUUAAAUUUGGAAUUCAAUUUUGGAUCUGAGGAUAAUUUAAUUAAUAUAUUUAAGAGAGGUUGUUAAAAUUGUGAUGGAAAGAAGCUUCAUGUAAAGUUGAUCAACAUCUACAGAAAGGCUGAAAAGGUUGAUCUAACUGUUGAAUUGUCAAGAUCUUUUGUCUAAAAGUACAAAUAGAGCUGUAAAAGUUGGAUGGAAUUUUUGUAGAGUUUGAUGGAAUGGUAGAAAGUACAUGAUGAUGAAAAUCCUUUAUAUUCCUUUAAGGAUACAUUAAAUAGGGCUGUGUAGUGUUUGAAAAAAUCAAAGCAAGUUAAACUCUUAUCAUUUUAUGGACGAUUGUAAUUUUAGAACAAUUAGAUUGAAGAAGGAAAAACUACAUAUGAAACUAUUUUGGAUAAAAACUCAUCAAGAACUGAUCUAUGGUCAUAAUAUUUGGAUUUAGUGAUCAAACAUUGCUAACCUGAUGUCGUUAGAUCAAUAUUUUAAAAGGCUAUUCACAAUAACAAGAAGCCAAGAAAGAUCAAAUUUUUAUUUAAGAAACAAUUAGAAUAUGAAAACCAAUAUGGAGAUAGCGCGACAAUAUAGAAAGUAAAGGAGUAGGCAGAACAAUGGGUUUCACAAUUUAUGUAAAGAGAUGUAUAACAGGAAGACGAAGAGGAGUCAGAUUGA
Molecule: messenger RNA, 4335 nt
Organism: Paramecium tetraurelia
Lineage: Eukaryota; Ciliophora; Oligohymenophorea; Peniculida; Parameciidae
Exons: 5
Biological process (GO): rRNA processing
Cellular component (GO): small-subunit processome; nucleolus
Molecular function (GO): protein binding; RNA binding
Source: RefSeq, a predicted model, not a curated record